AAAAAGGAGGAACUUCUCCACUAUAAAUACAGAAACCUCUUUCACAUUUGGUCUGCUCAAGAACUCAAAACUUAAUGGGGACAAUGGUUUCAUUUCCUAUCAAAUUAGUUUGAUUCAAUUUAGUUAAAGACACAGUGGAAAGAGCAGCAGAACAACAUGACUUAUGAGGAGACAAUGGACCCUGACUACUAUACCCCAGAAAAUGAAUAUGGCAAUGAGUUGUGUGUCAAAGAAGAGGUGGUGAAAGUUGGAUCCAUUAUUAUUCCAGUGUUUUUCACAAUAGUUGUUCUGUUAAGCUGCAUCGGUAACAUCCUCGUUCUGGUCAUCCUGGCGCUCUACGAGAGUCUCAAAUCCCUGACCAACGUGUUCAUCCUCAAUGUAGCUCUGUCAGAUUUGCUGUUCACGUUUGGACUUCCAUUCUGGGCCUCGUACUACAUCUGGGGUUGGACGUUUGGAGACGGUGGCUGUAAAGCGGUGAAGUUUCUGUUUUAUGUUGGCUUUUACAGCAGUGUGUUGUUCUUGACUCUCAUGACCGUUCAGCGUUACAUGGCAGUGGUUCAUCCUCUGUCUGACUGGGAGAAAUGCAGAGGAUUUUCAGUCGCUCCAAUUAUCAUUUGGAUCCUGAGCGGAGCGGUUUCACUUCUUGGUUCACUUUAUAGCAAAGUUAUACCACAUUUUAAUAGUACGUACUGUGAAUAUGACAGUGUUGAAAUGAAAUCUGGCAUCACAUAUUUUCAAAAUGCUUUUUUCUUCAUUGCAUUUCUAAUCAUGGGUUAUUGCUAUGGCAGAAUGCUUCGGACAAUAACAAAAUCUCGAACCAAUAAGAGACACAAGACUGUUAGACUAAUAUUCUGCAUUGCACUGGUGUUUUUUAUUGGUUGGGCUCCAUAUAACAUUGUUAUGUUCUUAAAAUCUUUGACUGAUCAGAAUAUCAAGCCAUUCACAGACUGUACAGUAAGCAUUAAUCUUGACUAUGCAUAUUAUGCUUGCCGAAUGUUAGCUUUUUCGCACUGUUGCUUGAACCCUGUGUUUUACGUUUUUGUUGGCGUAAAGUUCAGGAAUCAUCUAAAAUUGAUUCUGCAGAAGGUCUUUCAAAAAAAAAAAAACCUCGAUUCCGGUCAAACCAGAUUGGCAAAAAAUCAGUCGCUGGGUUCAAUGUACUAAGAGAAAACUCAAGUACUUUUACCGAAUGCAGUGAACCGACAAUGAGCUCUAAGAUGAUGUGAAUGAUGUACAUCACUCUUAAAAAUAAAGGUUCCAACCGUAGGUUUUGAGUCAAUGCCAUAGAAGAACCACUUUUGGUUCCCCAAAGUCACUUUCAGUGAUCAGUACUUACAGGAACCAUUUUCUCUUGGUGUGAAGAAUGUUUUAGUAACCUAAAGAACCUUUUUCCAUACUAAAGAAAAUUUUGUGCAAUAGAAAGAAGUUCCCUCGAUGUUAAAGGUUACUAAACCAUCAACUUGGCCAUCAACACCAAUAAAAAACCUUUAUUUUUAAGAGUGUAGAUAUACUGUUGUAGCUACUGUAGCAGUGUUUUAUUAUUAUUAUUAAUGUGCUGGACUUGAUUAUUUGAAGACUUUGUUGAGUCAUUGCACAGCUAGUGCCGAUAUGAUUACAAUCAUUUAAUAUGCAUUACUAAAAUUUAAAAAAGGAAAAUUCCUCUUCAAGCAGCAAGAGCAUUCAGUUAUGAGAACAUCAUGUUUGUGGUUGAAGUUCUCAUUACAAGGUAAUUUAUAAAUAUAACUGGAAGUACGUAAUAAAAGAACCACUGACAAAUGU
This is a messenger RNA of Megalobrama amblycephala (Wuchang bream), 1779 nucleotides long. RefSeq names its product chemokine XC receptor 1-like. Gene Ontology annotation, molecular function: chemokine receptor activity. The coding region runs from base 157 to 1164 and encodes 335 amino acids. Lineage: Eukaryota; Metazoa; Chordata; Actinopteri; Cypriniformes; Xenocyprididae. The record is from RefSeq and is a predicted model, not a curated record. The transcript has 2 exons. Gene Ontology annotation, biological process: chemotaxis; immune response; G protein-coupled receptor signaling pathway. Gene Ontology annotation, cellular component: membrane.